GGCAGAGCGUCGGCUCAGCUGAAAAUUGGGGCCGAUAUUUGCUGCAUUCAAGCUCAAAGACAAUGUCUCCGUUCUUUGCUGCCAUAUUUUUGCUUGGCCUGUGCGUGGCCAACGCCGUCAACUUCACAACCGUCUACGAAUGGGAUAAAUUCGAUUUCGUCUGGCCGUCAGGACCGGAAAGCUCAAUCGGACAGAUGAAACAAAAUUUCAAUCCAUUGGAGGUUGAAAUUCGAUUCUUGGCUGCUUAUGAAGGAAGGCUCUUUCUAAGCCUUGACGAUACAAGUCCCGGAAUUCCCGCCACUCUGGUGUGGCUGCCAACGAGUGGCUCGGCGACUGCAUCUCCAAAACUUGCUCCUUUCCCAACCUGGGAAUUUCAUAAAAAAGACAACUGCAAUUCUAUUCAGGUGGCCAAUGGAAUGGAAACGGACCCUGAUGGUCGGUUGUGGGUGGUUGAUCAAGGAAACAGCAAAUGUCCGAGCAAAAUUUGGAUAUUCGACCUGGUCAACAACGACACAACCGAGCGCGUUCACCAAUUCCCGGACAAAGUCUUCUCUCAUUCAUAUUCAAAAGGGUGGCUGCAUGAUAUAGUGCUGGACAAAACGCCAGACGACUACCUUGCGUACAUCACAGACGCCAUGUCUGAGAACAUCGUAGUUUACAGCCGUAAAACGGACAAAUCCUGGACAGUUAAAACACCAGGCAGAAAAUGGUAUUCCUUGGCCCUCUCUGCUAACAGGGAAGCGAGACAGUUGUACCUGGGAAGAUUUAAAUCCAAAGAAAUGUACUCGGUGUCUGUGUCUGAGCUGAAGAAAGAAGACGGAAGCGCUGCUGUCAAAUUAAUCGGCGAGUGGACUGGAAACCCUUACAGAAUGCUAUUCGACAGCGCCAAUGUCUUGUAUGCCGCCUCUUCAUACAAGGAUUACCUAUCCAAAUCGAAUAUUUCGGAGCCCUUUCGUGAGCAGAGGUUACACGAGGUCGGAGAUCUGGAAUCUGGUAGGCCGUUUACUUUUGCCUUGGACACGAACGGCACUUUAUGGAUGACGGAGAGAAAUGAAACUGAGGAUUGGUCUAAGGCUAGGCAUAAACUACUCAAGGCUGCAGUCGGCGCAGGAUCGUACCUAUUCGGCACGCCCACGGACUUACCUUUGCGUGGCUGACCCUGAGGAUGGGCAGAAUGCAAACCUCUUUCAGGCACAUUUCGAUGGACUACUGCGCGUUUCCUGGACAGCCAAUGGUUUUCUAAUAUAAAAUAAAGUGUGUUGCAAUUUUAUUCUGGGUUAAUUAAAAA
Messenger RNA from Cloeon dipterum, 1288 nucleotides. Its product is annotated as major royal jelly protein 4-like. Gene Ontology annotation, cellular component: extracellular region. Lineage: Eukaryota; Metazoa; Arthropoda; Insecta; Ephemeroptera; Baetidae. The transcript is spliced from 5 exons. Bases 63 to 1157 code for a protein of 364 amino acids. The record is from RefSeq and is a predicted model, not a curated record.